ACCUCCUCCUGUGAUUCGCGGGAAAAGUGCAAAAUGGCGACGGCCGAAGUUUGAAGUUUAGCGCGACGAAACUAGAGGAAGAGAGAGAGAGGAAGAGAGAGAGACAAGGCGGAUGCAUGUAUGAGAGACAGGACAGAUAGAUUAACAGAGAGUUGGUGUGAAGACACAAACUGUCUGUCUGUCCUCCCUGGAAUAACAACCUGUCUGUCGGAGAGGACACACAUACCGGACCACAGGACGAUGUUUGAGGACCUGAUUGAAGCCUUCUGUGGUCUGGAGCCUCAGGUGGCUCAAGGGGGCGGGACAUGUCGGAAAGGCCAGAGCCCAAGAGAGGAGGCGCAGUUUAGUCUGAGUGUUGGACAGUUCGUCCUCUGUCAUUGGUCAGAUGGACUCUACUACCUGGGCAAGAUACAGAGAGUAAGCCCUCCGCGGCUGAGCUGCUUCGUCACAUUUGAGGACAACUCCAAGUUCUGGGUCCUCUGUAAGGACAUCCAACAUGCCGGAGUGCCGGGGGAGGAGCCUCGCUGCUCAGUUUGUCAGGAGGCGGAGCCAAACGCUGACAACCAAUCAAACCCAAACAACCAGAUCCUCAUCUGUGGCAAAUGUGGCAUCGGUUUCCACCAGCAGUGCCACCUCCCUCCUGUAGAGAGCAGCGUUAGUCUCAGUCCUUGGUUCUGUAGACGCUGUGUCUUCGCUCUGGCUGUUCGGAAAGGAGGCGCUCUAAAGAAAGGGCCGAUAGCUAAAGCUCUGUCAGCCAUGAAGCAGGUGUUCCCCUACGACCUGGACUCUCUGGACUGGGACUCUCAGCACCGGACCAAUCACCAACAGUGUUACUGUUACUGUGGAGGCCCUGGAGAGUGGUACCUGAAGAUGCUGCAGUGUUUCAGAUGUCAGCAGUGGUUCCAUGAAGCCUGUACUCAGUGUCUGCAGGAGUCUAUGAUGUUUGGAGAUAGGUUCUACCUCUUCCUGUGUUCGGUCUGUAAUAAAGGAUCAGAGUACGUCCGUCGUCUUUCUCUGCGCUGGGUGGAUCUGGUUCAUCUGGUCCUCUACAACCUGUCAGUCAGCAGCAAGAAGAAAUACUUUGAGCUGGACGAGAUCCUCACCUUAGUGUCUGCCAGCUGGGAACCCCUACAGCUCGGGAAGCUGUCCCACACUCCUCCAUCAGAGAGGGGGCAGCACCUGCUGGACGCGCUGAAUAAAUACAAGAGCAAGUUUCUGUGCGGAAAAGAGAUCAAGAAGAGGAAAUGCAUCUUCCGUCUGAGGACCAGAGUCCCUCCAAACCCCCCCUCCAAACUGUUUCCUGAGCGCUCCCAGAGUGACGGAGGGCUGGGCCACAAGAAACGCCCCGUCAGUGCUUCUGCUGAGAAGAGGAAGAGGAAGUCCAAGUGGCUCCUAGAAGAUGCGAUUCCUAAUAACAAACUGUCCUGCAGUUGGACCUCCAACCAUCACAUGGCAAACAUCUUUGACUUCACCCUAGAUGAGCUGCAGAGUGUGAAAAGUUGCUCCAGCCGAUCAGUCAGUAUUGAUCAGGACUCCACUGAUGCCUCCACUUCAGGUUCUGCUACAACCAGCGCCUCAUAUCACUUCAGAAGGAAGGUUGGCAGCCGGAAGAGGAAGUUGCCCAGCAACGGCUACAAAUACUGGGCCAGUCGCAGUGAGGUAGGGGAGGAGCUCAGAGGGGAGGAGCCUUCUAGGAUGCUUGAAGACCAAGAAGCUCUGACCCACUUGACUGCAGACUCCUCCCACUUCCUGUCUGACCCCACCCAGAUCCCAUCUGACUCCUCCCACCUCCACUCCUCCAUCUCCUCUUAUUUUGGAGUGGCGGGCAGACUGACCAACGGGGAGACAUACCAGGUGUUGGCUCGCCGCAUCACUCCUCAGGGGACAGUCCAGUACCUACUGGAGUGGGAGGGCACUACACCUUAUUAGGACGUUUACAGAACAGGUUAGAUUCCUCUUCCUCCACGCUCACGGAGAGCUGCUGAUUGGUCCACACAUUCUGACCAAUCAGUUCACUACGUCAAGUUUUAAAUAGCGUCUCACGUAUGAACUUCUGGGUGACAUUUGUCCCCAUGAGCCCCUGUGAGAUGUCUCUGCAUGCUGAGGUGAGUUUGGAGGAACCAGGUAUCAAAGCUGAUCAGAAGACUGUAUUUAGUGAUAAAAUAAUAGUGCCAAAGACCUUAAACACACUCACACAGACUCGCACACCAUACCUGCAAACAUGUCGCUUUUAGGGGAAAUUUGUCCUUUUGAAAUGGAAAUAGGUCUUCCACGUGUAUCCGUCACAAUAAAACAUCUUUUAUGUGACGUAACGAGUCACGUCAAAGCGUCUUCGUCCCUCCAACUUUUCAUCCUUUUACUCCAAAUCAGUGCUGCCAACGUGGCGACUUUCUAACCCCCCUCGGUGUCAAAUCCCAGGGACAUUCCCUGAUGUCAUUGGAGACGUGGUGGUUCUGCACUUCCUGUCCUCAGCAAGUGUCCCAGGAGCCUCGCGGCAGACAGAGAGGGGUCCACACUGCCGAUCCUACUGCGCCAUUACAACUAUGCAAAUUAGUCUGACGUCAUUUAGCAGCAUUUUUGCAGGUAUGACACACACAGACUCACACAGGGUGGGACGGUGGUGGAGAGGUUACCUAUGUACCCUCACAGGAGAAGGUCUGGGCUUCAAACCCACCCAGCCCCUUUCUGGAUGGAACCUGCAUGUUCUCCAGUCGGCAUGGGUUCUCUCUGCGUUCUCCGGCUUCCUGCCUCAGUCCACAAACAUGCAGGAUGUGUUCAUUGGUGCCUCUAAAUGUCCUGUAGGUGUGAGAGUGAGUGAGUGAUUGGAGAACAGUCCAGUGGACCGCGGACCCCUCGAGGACACUCACACACAGACCCUAAACACAAACACAGGCACACACACACACACACCUACACACAGUAGUACAGUAUUGUGGUCUUUUCUCCGAUAGUUUUUUUUCUUGCUCUAUCGCCCCCAAGCUGUCAAACAGCUCACUUCACCACCUCUUUCGUCUUUCCCCACCUUCUAGGGAGGAGCAUGGGGGUUAUAGCCCCUCCCACAAAUCAUAAUUAAAAAUAUAAUCAAAGGAAUUUGAACACUUUUCUUCAUAAAGAAGAGUCCAGUGCUUCUUGUGGGAGUUUCUUGCACUAUUGUCCCAUUCAGAAUCUAUGCAAACACCAUUAGUGUUAAAUCAGUUAAAUGACGUUAGAGGCUAGCUCCACGCUAACUCAGCCCCUUGGUUUGAAUGCGUAAUGCUAACACUGCUAGUGGUGCCACAGUCACUUUAACCAUGACGCUUGUUGCCAUAGUAACCAGGCUCCCCUCCUAUUGGCCUGUUUUGAUCACAUGACUGUUUGUUUGGCUUUUGUUCUGUUCCCUACAGCUGACCAAUAAGCUGCUGGCUUUCUCUGUAAUAAAAAGAACUUGUCUAAC
This is a messenger RNA of Gasterosteus aculeatus aculeatus (three-spined stickleback), 3433 nucleotides long. RefSeq names its product PHD finger protein 19 (gene phf19). The record is from RefSeq and is a predicted model, not a curated record. Gene Ontology annotation, biological process: negative regulation of gene expression, epigenetic. Lineage: Eukaryota; Metazoa; Chordata; Actinopteri; Perciformes; Gasterosteidae. Gene Ontology annotation, molecular function: chromatin binding; DNA binding. Gene Ontology annotation, cellular component: nucleus.